AUGAAUGAGCUGAUGAUAGCGGAGGAUCCAAGGGCCAUGUAUGAUGGAGCCGAUGAUAGUGGAGGAUCCAAGAGAGGUGAAAGAGCCAAUGACAGCGGAGGAUCCAAGGGCUAUGAAGGGGGCGAUGAUAGUGGAAGAUUCAAGAACAAUGAAGGAGCCGAUGAUAGUGGAGGGUCUAAGGACUAUGAAGGAGCCGAUGAUAGCGGAAGAUCCAAGGACCACAGAGGAGCCGAUGAUAGAGGAUCCAAGGACCACAGAGGAGCCAAUGAUAGUAGAGGAUUUAAGGACGAUGUAGGAGGCGAUGGCGAUAAGAAAGCCGAGGGCUUGCUCGGUGGGCCUCCUACUAAAACAUCCAAGGUAAUGUUCGGAGCGGCAGCUUUGCAACGAGACCGCAAGCUAGCUUAG
Messenger RNA from Linnemannia hyalina, 405 nucleotides. Lineage: Eukaryota; Fungi; Mortierellomycota; Mortierellomycetes; Mortierellales; Mortierellaceae. The record is from the annotation of a GenBank genome assembly.